AUGGCCUCCCUGUUCUCUGGCCGUGUCCUGAUUCGCAACAACAGCGACCAGGACGAGCUGGACACAGAGGCUGAGCUCAGCCGCAGGCUGGAGAACCGGCUGGUGCUGCUGUUCUUUGGCGCUGCAGCUUGUCCACAGUGCCAGGCCUUCGUGCCCGUCCUUAAGGAUUUCUUUGUGCGUCUCACAGACGAGUUCUAUGUGCUGCGGGCGGCCCAGCUGGCGCUGGUGUACGUGUCCCAGGACUCCACAGAGGAGCAGCAGGACUUGUUCCUCAGGGACAUGCCCGAGAAAUGGCUCUUCCUGCCCUUCGAGGAUGAUCUGAGGAGGGACCUGGGGCGCCAGUUUUCGGUGCAGCACCUGCCGGCGGUCGUGGUGCUCAAGCCGGGCGGGGACGUGCUCACGAGGGACGCGGUCGCCGAGAUCCAGCGCCUGGGCCCCGCCUGCUUCACCAACUGGCAGGAGGCGGCUGAGCUGCUGGACCGCAGCUUCCUGCAGCCGGAGGACCUGGACGACCCGGCGCCCCGGAGCCUCACGGAGCCGCUGCGUCGCCGCAAGUACCGCGUGGACCGGGCGGCGCGGGGCGGGCGCGGCCCGGAGGGGGCGAGGGAGGGCGGCCCGGGGGGCGGGGCCGGGGCGCUGUUCUGA
Molecule: messenger RNA, 645 nt
Organism: Cynocephalus volans (Philippine flying lemur)
Lineage: Eukaryota; Metazoa; Chordata; Mammalia; Dermoptera; Cynocephalidae
Gene: NXNL1
Product: nucleoredoxin like 1
Exons: 2
Coding region: 1-645 (214 amino acids)
Biological process (GO): photoreceptor cell maintenance
Cellular component (GO): mitochondrion
Source: RefSeq, a predicted model, not a curated record